Arachis stenosperma is the source of this 1395-nucleotide messenger RNA. RefSeq lists its product as uncharacterized. Bases 238 to 1131 code for a protein of 297 amino acids. NCBI's taxonomy places the organism in Eukaryota, Viridiplantae, Streptophyta, Magnoliopsida, Fabales, Fabaceae. The transcript is spliced from 6 exons. Gene Ontology annotation, cellular component: chloroplast. The record is from RefSeq and is a predicted model, not a curated record.
AAAAAAGCUAGCCGCUAGUUUUGUUUUAGUGUUUUUUCUAAAAUUAUCUAGAUUGAGCCUAUAAUGCCAGCUCCUUCCUUUUUCUCCCCUUCAUUACGCUAGAUUCCAUAUUGCUAAACCCAAAACUGAAGCUAACCACAACCACUCACCUCCGUGUUGCGUGGCCUUCCUCUUCAUCUUCCUCUCCCUCUUCCGCCCUCUGCCACGUCACUGACUUACUGCAAACAAAAUCAGAAGAUGACAUUGCAAGGUUUGAGUACGGUGGCACUAGCGAUACGGCCUCCUAGUCCUCGAUUCAAAGUAGACAGUGGUAGAUCGAGGUUAUUAUAUGGUGAUCGAAUUUCUUCUUAUGGAGCAUCAGCCAGCAGAAUCAGAACCAAGACAAUAAGAUGUGCAGGUUUGGGAGAAAGCCGCCAAGGUUCCUUGGGCAAUAACAAUAGUGUUGUUUAUGAGGGUAUUUAUGGCCCCUGGACCAUUGAAUCAUCCGAUGUUCGCGAGGUAAUUUUGUACAGAUCAGGAUUGGUGACAGCUGCGGCAUCAUUUGUGAUCGCCGCAUCAGCUGCCUUUUUUCCGGAUAGCUCAUCACUAAGUGCUGUACUCAAGCAGAACCUGGAUGCUUUUUAUGUUAUGGGCUCAGGUGGGUUGGGUUUAUCAUUACUAUUGAUUCACAUCUAUGUCACUCAGAUCAAGCGCAUCCUACAAACAUUGUGGGUGCUUGGCGUUAUUGGAUCAGCUAUUGUUUACAUCAACUUUGCACAACCAGCUAAUGAGAGUCUGACACAGUAUGUUUUGGAAAACCCAUCUGCUGUUUGGUUUGUUGGUCCUCUUUUUGCUGCGAUGACAGGGUUGGUCUUCAAGGAAGGAUUGUGCUAUGGCAAGUUAGAAGCAGGAGUACUCACUUUUGUUAUUCCUAUUCUUCUUCUCGGUCAUUUGUUUGGUUUGAUGGAUGAUGGACCUAAAUUAUUUCUACUUGCUUCAUGGAUGACGCUUUUCGUGAUAUUUGCGGGAAGGAAGUUCACUCAGCCAAUCAAGGAUGAUAUUGGCGACAAGUCUGUUUUCAUGUUCAAUUCUCUUGAACAAGAUGAAAAGGAGACAUUGCUUGAGAAAUUACAACAGGGCAAAACUCAAUAGUGAUGAGGCAUCAACUGUACUAUUACAUUUUUUUUCUUAUGACUAUUAGGAUAAAUUUUGAAAUGACGUAGCUCUAUUAAGAUGUGUUUUCAUACUUUAUACUCACUACUGACUGCGUCCUCAAUACCUAUAAAUAUUUGUAUAUAUCAGAAAAGACAAGAAUGUCCAUUCAAUUAUGUAUCCAAGUAAAAUUAUCAGAAUAGACAAGAAUGUCCAUUCAAUUAUGUAUCUAAGUAAAAUUAUCAGAAUUACGAUUUGAGUCUU